Messenger RNA from Mycosarcoma maydis (corn smut), 1251 nucleotides. RefSeq lists its product as uncharacterized. The transcript is spliced from 3 exons. Gene Ontology annotation, biological process: protein refolding; response to heat. Gene Ontology annotation, molecular function: ATP binding; Hsp70 protein binding. The coding region runs from base 1 to 1251 and encodes 416 amino acids. The record is from RefSeq and is a predicted model, not a curated record. Lineage: Eukaryota; Fungi; Basidiomycota; Ustilaginomycetes; Ustilaginales. Gene Ontology annotation, cellular component: cytoplasm.
AUGAGGCCCUUGAUAUCGACUCGCCGUCCAUGCUCAAGCCAAUCUGGAGUAUCCUGGCUGCUGCUUCUGUCCAUCGUUGCCUCGAUCUGGUUUGCCGCGCUAGUCGCCGCAGCUAAGGAUUACUACAAGGUGCUCGGUGUCGACAAGACCGCGUCGGAACGUGACAUCAAGCGUGCUUACCGUAAACGAGCUCAGAAGAUUCAUCCAGACAAACACCCAGAUAAGCACGCCGAGUUUCUGGAGUUGAGCGAUGCAUAUCAGACUCUCAGCGAUGCAGAGACUCGCAAGAUUUACGACAGGUACGGUGUGGACGGUGUAAAGAAGCACCAAGCGCGCAAGGACAAUCCGCACCAGCAGGCACAAGAUCCAUUUGACAUCUUCUCUCGCUUCUUUGGCGGAGGAGGUGGCGGAGGUGGUGGGGUGCACAAGGGCCCCAGCAAGGCAUUCAACGUAGAUGUGGAUAUCGAAGACUUUUACAGGGGAAAGACGUUCACACUUGAAUAUCAGAGGAACGUAGUCUGUUCGCAUUGCGAUGGAAGCGGUGCCGAGUCUCCGGCGGAUAUCCACACAUGCGACGCUUGCGACGGCAGAGGUGUAAGGAUUGUCAGGCAGCAGAUCAUGCCAGGUUUCAUCACGAAUGCACAGAUGACGUGUGACCGAUGCGGUGGUGCCGGCUCAGUGAUCAAGCAUCGAUGCUCCAAGUGUCAUGGCCAAAAGAUUGUUCAAGAGACGGCAUCGGUGGAUGUUGACCUUGAAAGGGGGGCCGAAGAGGGAGUAGAGGUGGUGAUUGAAGGCGAGGCGGACGAGGCGCCAGAGUACGAGGCAGGUGAUGUGAUUGUCAGAGUCAGCGCCCGACGCUCGAAAGGUCAGUUCCGACGAGGAGGCACCUCGCUCUACAAGACGCUUCCCAUCUCGCUCUCUGAAGCGCUGCUGGGUUUUGAGCGCAAUUUGACACACUUGGACGGACGCACGAUCACCAUCCGUCGCGAUGCCGUCACUCAACCGGGCUUUGUCUCGGUCAUCGACAACGAAGGCAUGCCGGUACGUGGCACGAUGCUGUCGGACGCGCCAGAAGAAGACACGCGCACUGGCCGCGACAUGCUCUUUGGAAAGCUGUAUCUUGAAUGGCAACUCGUGCUGCCUGAAACGGUAGAUCCAGCGUUGCGUACAGUCCUCGAGAAGGUUUCCGGCCGUUCAUCAAUAGGGGAAGCAAGCCAUGCAGCCAGCGGCUCGAACCACCAAGAGCUUUGA